AUCAGAACCCUUGGAGCUGGGGUUACAGGUGGUGGUAAGCCAUCCCAGUGAGUGCUGGACUCAGGUCUUCUGCAAGUGGAGUACUGCUCUUAACAGGCACCAUGGCCAGCAGCAGGGGCCUACCUCUCCUGCUGCUGUUGCCACAGCUGCUCCUGGGCCCUGUACUGGCUGUGAGGGCGCCUGUCUUUGGCCAGAGUGACACCCACAGCCUGAGCCCUGAGGAGAAUGAAUUUGUGGAGGAGGAGCAGCCCGUGCUAGUCCUGAGCCCUGAGGAGCCAGAGCCUGGCCCAACCACCAUUGACUGUCCCCGAGACUGUGCCUGCUCCCAGGAAGGCGUUGUGGACUGCGGUGGCAUUGACCUGCGCGAGUUUCCAGGCGACCUGCCCGAGCACACCAAUCAUCUGUCCCUGCAGAACAAUCAGCUGGAGAAGAUCUACCCUGAGGAGCUGGCUCGGCUGCAGCGGCUGGAGACACUCAACCUUCAGAACAACCGCUUGACUUCCCGAGGGCUCCCAGAGGAGGCGUUUGAGCAUCUGACUAGCCUCAAUUACCUGUACCUGGCCAACAACAAGCUGACACUGGCACCGCGAUCCCUGCCAAACGCCCUGAUCAGUGUGGAUUUUGCUGCCAAUUAUCUCACUAAGAUCUACGGACUCACCUUUGGCCAAAAGCCAAAUCUGAGGUCUGUGUACCUGCACAACAACAAGCUUGCAGAUGCCGGGCUGCCGGACAACAUGUUCAAUGGCUCCAGCAAUGUCGAGAUCCUCAUCUUGUCCAGCAACUUCCUGCGCCAUGUGCCCAAACACCUGCCACCUGCCCUGUACAAGUUACAUCUCAAGAAUAAUAAACUAGAGAAGAUCCCCCCUGGGGCCUUCAGUGAGCUGAGCAACCUACGGGAGCUGUACUUGCAAAACAACUUCCUGACCGAUGAGGGCCUGGACAACGAGACCUUCUGGAAGCUCUCCAGCCUGGAGUACCUGGACCUGUCCAGCAAUAACCUGUCCCGGGUCCCAGCGGGCCUUCCGCGCAGCCUGGUGCUGCUGCACCUGGAGAAGAAUGCCAUCCAGAGUGUAGAUGCGGACGUGCUGACACCCAUCCGCAGCCUUGAGUACCUGCUGCUGCACAGCAACCAGCUGCGGGCUGAGGGCAUCCACCCGCUGGCCUUCCAGGGCCUCAAGCGGCUGCACACAGUGCACCUGUACAACAAUGCGCUGGAGCGUGUGCCCAGAGGCCUGCCCCGCAGAGUUCGCACCCUCAUGAUUCUGCACAACCAGAUCACAGGCAUCGGCCGUGAGGACUUCGCCACCACCUACUUCCUGGAAGAGCUCAACCUCAGCUACAACCGCAUCACCAGCCCACAGAUGCAUCGGGAUGCCUUCCGCAAGCUACGCCUGCUGCGCUCCCUUGACCUGUCUGGCAAUCGCCUGCAAACCCUGCCUCCGGGCCUGCCUAGAAAUGUACAUGUGCUGAAGGUCAAGCGCAAUGAGUUGGCUGCCCUGGCUCGUGGGGCACUAGCUGGCAUGGCCCAGCUAAGGGAACUCUACCUCACAGGCAACCGACUGCGUAGCCGGGCCCUGGGACCCCGUGCCUGGGUGGACCUUGCUGGUCUUCAGCUGCUGGACAUCGCUGGAAACCAGCUCACAGAGAUCCCGCAGGGGCUCCCCCCAUCGCUUGAGUACCUGUACCUGCAGAAUAACAAGAUCAGCUCUGUUCCUGCUAACGCUUUCGACUCCACUCCCAACCUCAAGGGGAUCUUUCUCAGAUUCAACAAGCUGGCUGUGGGCUCCGUGGUGGAAAGUGCCUUCUGGAGGCUGAAACACCUACAGGUCUUGGACAUCGAAGGCAACUUUGAGGUUGGUGACAUUUCCAAGGACCGGGGCCACAUAGAUGAGGAAGAGGAAGAAGAGGAUGAUGAGGAUGAUGAGGAAGAAGAGACGGGAUCCUAACAGAAGGACGCAAAUCUGACCCAGGACAAUGGACCACUGAACUCCUUUCUGCAGCCCAGGCCUGUGCCCCACGAGCGCCCCCUUCUGACACACCCAACGCUGAGCCCAAGGGGCAUCCGAAUGCCACAGGCUGAACACAGUCUCGUGUCCCACCCCUUCCUGGAAUACCACACAAUUAGACAUGUGCAGAUACCACACCCCCCGCUUGUCCACACAGCCAGUUGCACAUGAGCCUUCGCCCUGACCUCUGAGUCCACACUGGCCUGGUACACUCAGGCAGCUACUCUCUUCCCAAUCCACACACACAGAGUGGCCUGUACCACCAAAAGCUCUUGCUUGUGGGCAGCUCUGGCCAUAAGAGUUGGCCAUGUGCCUUUUCCUCUGUUGUCUCUCUCCCUUGGGGAUUUGGGGUUGUCUCCUUGCCCUGUGGCCAGGUGCUUUCCACCCUCUGAGACUCACAAAAGCUGGCUUUUGUUUUUUGCCUUCCCUCUGGCCUUACCCCUUCUCCGGGUGCUGGGGCAGCCCCACUGCAGGAAGCCCCUUUUGGUUGUGCCCUGGCAGGUCACAGGCACUUUCUGAGGACAACCUCAAGAAGGAAGGGGAGGCAGCUGUGCAUGGCGGGGGGCUCAAGGGCAUGACUGCAUCGGUCUUCAGUUCUGCAGGAAAGUUCUGGGCACCUUUGGUUUUGUUUAAGGAGAAAAAUAUAUAUGGAGAUAAAAAUCUCAAAGCUGACUUUUCCUGUUACAGAAAAAGUAAUAUAAAAGCAUUGUCCCUGCCCGUGCA
Phodopus roborovskii (desert hamster) is the source of this 2729-nucleotide messenger RNA. RefSeq names its product podocan (gene Podn). The transcript has 11 exons. NCBI's taxonomy places the organism in Eukaryota, Metazoa, Chordata, Mammalia, Rodentia, Cricetidae. The record is from RefSeq and is a predicted model, not a curated record. Gene Ontology annotation, molecular function: protein binding. The coding region runs from base 102 to 1946 and encodes 614 amino acids.